GUUUUUAAUGCAAUGACAGAAGAAAGAAAAACCAUAGAAGCUGGUGAUACAUAAACAGAAAGAUUGUUAAUGUGAAGACAAAAGAAAGAAAACCAUGGCAGAUGAACUUUGCCAGUCACCCAAGAAUUGGACUGAAACUCAAGUGAGCAACUGGCUAAGAUCCAUUGGUGUAAAUGAAAAAUACACUAAAAAGCUCUUUGAGGAAGAAGUAGAUGGAGAGAUCCUUAUAACACUGGAUGAGGACUUUUUGAAGACAAAGAUUUGCAUGAAGUUAGGCCCUGCUCAUUUGAUAAUUAAAAAAAGAGAUGAGCUCCUCAAAUCCCAGCAAAAAUCUCAGGAGAAGAAAAAACCCGACAUUGCUAACAAAACUGAGCUGGAGCAGGAAAACGUUCAAAAAUCAGUUCAAUGUCAAGUUGCAAGUGAAGCCCCUUCAGCACAAGUUCAUGUGGGAGGCUUGGAGGAGAGCCAAACAAAGGAAGACUGCAAACCAAGACCAUUUGAUCAAGAGGGGGAUGAUCACAUAUAUUUUAAGCACAGGGUCCUGCAACCUGAGUCAGGCGCUUUUAAUUUGAUACAGCCAUGCCAUGAAUUUAAGUCUCUAACUGUAGCUGCCGGAUUGGAUCGCGUGAGGCUCCAAGCCAAGUUUGCCAAAGAGGUUCUUAAAUUUGCAACUGGCUGCAUGAAUAUCAGAUCAAAUGGCACAAUACACUUUGGUGUGAUGGACAGCAGGGAGGACACAGGAUACAUGCACGGUGAGGUAGUUGGCAUCCCUGUGAAAGAAAGGGACGUAUAUGUAGAUGCUUUGGACUACAUUGAAAGGAGUUUCUCAUCUGACGCAGAACAUGUGCGCCAGUGUGUGCGACCACCAAGAUUUAUUGAUGUUAUGGAUCGGGAAAGUACAGAAAAGAUGUAUGUGGUGGAGGUUGACAUUGUACCUUCGAUCAGCAUUGUUAAGAGCAAGUGGUAUGCAGUCCGUCUGCCCUACUUCAAUAAGUCGGCCAAUAAAGUACAAUUCGAAAAGGAAUCAACUCUGCGGAGGGUGGGUUCAAAAACAGAGCCUGUGUUGGACAAAGAUUUGAGUGAAUUCAUCCAGCGAGUCAAGGAUCGUGAUGCUCAGAGAGAAGAAGCAGAGAGAAAUCAGUUCCACAACGCUCCACUGGUCGGCCAAGACCUUGGAAGGAAACUCACAAUGCUAAUGACCAGUGGGAAGAAGUUCAUUGAAAAUGAAAAAUUGUUAAUACUUGUCACAAACAAAUUCAAACCUGAUGAUCUUUGUCACAUUGACUGGCUGCUUAACAUGAAGAUAUUCUGCGUGUUUGACUUUGACCCUGAAUCAAAGGUAUCAGGUCUUUGCAACAGAUACCUUCAGCAUCAUGCUGCAAACAUGCACUCUCUGCAGAGCUACAGGAAGUCCAGCGAGACAAGCAUCAAAGAGUUCACUAGCAACCUGCAUCUGUUUGAUCAAACCAGCUGGAUCUUCUGUAAUGGCCGUUCUGACUUCAGAGGAAAUGAUACACCAUGUGAAGAGAUGACUUGGAUCAAGACAAAAAUAACCCUCUUAAGGGAAUCUGUGUCUUUGAUUUGUAAACAUAUCUUGCCAAAAGGGGCAUUCCAGGUCAUUUUUCUUCUCACAUCACCAGUUGAGAAACCAUUGUUGCACACCUUUUAUGAGUUUUUCACAGACAUGGAAGGCCAUGAUGACAUCAUCUGCAUCUGUGAAUCGGAGAGUAACUUCCUGAGGUGGCAAAGCUUUGCACAGGGAUCGUGUGGAACAGAAACCGUGAACAACUUCAGUGUUGUUGGGAUGAAAAUGAGUCAUGUUAAUGCAACUGUGCAGAAUGUACAACCUGUAAAAGCCUGUAACAGCAAACAUUUGCCUGUCUUUGUGAAAGGGAUCUGCCUACUUGAGACAAACAAAGAGGAAGAGAUGGCUUCUCUAGAAAUUCUGACUGUCAAUCAUUGUGAUGAAACAACCGAAAACUUCAUCAGUGAGGAGAAAGAAAACGUUGAACAGCAGUUCCUACGUGGUGGGAGAGUGACCUGGCUGAAUUUCUGGCUUGCUGAACACAAGCAUGUUGGAGAGGUAAUUGAAAGAGAUGCUUAUAAAGAUGUCUCCGAACUUCUCAAGAAUGCCUUGAAGUACAAUGCAGAACAGACUCCGGUGAAGAGUAUAAGCAUCUACCAUCAUCCAGGAAGUGGUGGAAGUACUGUGGCAAGACAAGUGUUGUGGAAAAACCGGAGAGACCUAAGAUGUGCAGUUGUGAAGCCUUCAUACUCAGCUUCAGACGUUGCGCAGCAUGCUGUUGACCUCAGAGAAUAUGAAGAAAAGGAUCCACAGAGGUGUCUUCCAGUGCUGCUCCUCAUUGAAGACUCAGACAACGAAUAUCUAGAUGAUCUCAGGAAUGAAUUACAGGUUGCAAUUAACAGCAAACAAUUCCAGUACGGAACACCGUGUUUCAUUUUGUUGGGCUGCAGUCGAUCCUAUGACCCAGAGAGAAGAUGCAAGGAGUCUCCCUUACAAAAUGUCUCUGUCACUCACAAACUGUCUGCUAAAGAGAAGCGAAUGUUUGUUAGAAAACGAGAGAAGCUCGAAGAACAAUACGAGUAUCAGUUCAUCCUGACUUUUGUUCUGAUGAGUGAAGAAUUCACUGAGGAAUAUGUUCAACAGUUUGUGAAGCAUUUGCUCCAAGACAUUGACCAUGAAUCUGCUGUCACCCGCCUCAUUCACUAUGUAGCACUACUUAACAGUUACAUUCCGAACUCUUUCAUCUCUCAGUCCCACUGCGAAGCCUUGCUAGCUUUGAAAAUGUCAAUGGAAAGGUUUCACCAGUAUGAGUUUGAGAGACAACUCAGUGAUCAGGCUAAACUCGUCUUCUUUCACCUCAGAGAUGAGAAGACCCACAUUAAAUCUAUCAGAAUCAUUCACCCACUUGUUGCAAAGGAAAUUCUCCAACAACUUCUUGGAAGCCAACAGACCCACAGUGGUUUGGCAAUGAAAUUGCUCUGCGAGAAUGUGCUCUUCGAGCACAGAUUUGGAAAGGAAGAUUAUCUGUCGUUCUUGAGAGCCCUUCUCAUAAGGAGAUCCAGAAUAAGCAAAGGAGAUAAAUGUGACAGUUUUUUCUCUCCUCUGAUUGAGCAUGUGUGUAAAAACGAAAAACCAGACAAAGCAAUUGAGUUACUCAAGGAAGCUUUCAAGCGUUUCCAUGAUGAUCCAUUCUUUGCACAACAACUUGCUCGUCUUCAUUAUAAAUAUGAAAUGUUCGAAGAGGCGGAACACUGGGCAGACACGGCAGCAAGACAGCUGCCAAACAACUCACACAUACUUGACACAAAAGGACAGGUGUACAAAAAAUGGUUCCAAGCCAAAUGCAAAGCCAUUGACAAUGACUCCAAACCAAACACUGCCAAAAAUACAGCAGAUGCUGUGAAGACUGCACUGAAAGCCAUGCAGUGUUUUCAAGAUUGUGAGAGAGCAGCUGCAGCAGAUAUGGAAAGGAUAAACAAUUAUGGAUAUUUUGCUGAAGCUGAAGUAGGAUGCAACCUGCUCAAGCUGAUAUUUUCAUUGCAGCUUUUUGCAAAUGGAGCCAGAGGCCAUGGAGAAUGUCUGAAGUACUUGUGCAGUGAUUACAUUCCAGAGGAACUUAAAGAUGACUGGGAACCAUUCCAUGGUUGUUUGAAAAAGCUUUACAAGACAGUGGAAGAUGCCUUGGAGUGGAUUUCAGGAGACCUCAGUUACUUCCAGACAGACACUGUUGCAGGUGAAGAUGAGAUUCAUUUAAGUCCUGAUGGAAACAUAAACAAUCCACUGAAAUGGUUGGCAAAUAUAUCCUCUGAGUUUGGAAAGUACUUCAGUGAUGCUUUUUCGACCGCAUUUCUUCAAACUGGCAAGUCAACCGCAGCCAAUCUAACUCCUAUUCAAAAACGCAUGGUCAUCUAUCGUCUUGGCGGGGGUAAUGUCACAUCCAUCCUCUCUAAGCUAGGUGAAGAGAAGGUUGCAGUAGAUAUUUUAAACAAAAUCCUUUCUCUCUACCCCAGCAAUCCACUGAAAUCAAAGUUGGACCAGCGUGAUAUUGUGAAUUACACACUGGCCAGCAUUACUCUGAACUGCUUGUCACCGAUGGCUCCGAGAGUUCCUUCCCUCAAAGUCCUUCAGGACCUUUGUCGUCAGUUCCCAGCUGACAAAAAGAAAUGUCAACCAAGUUCCUUGUUCCUACUUACCUUACUGUUCUGGCCCGAGGAUAAAGACACAAACCCUGAGAGGGAAGACAAAUAUGAAAUUGUCCAAUCAGCUGUUCAACACAUGGAGAAAAGUUACUGGACCAAGAUGAAGGACAUUCUUCCACGGAAGAGAAGACUUUACACCCAUUUCUUUCUGGGCAGUGGAAAUGGAUUGGACAAAUUUAUCCACAAGAGAAAGUUUGAAGGACUUGUAAAGGGGACAUCUCUCUCUGAGAAGCGGAUGAAGUGGUUAAGUGGUGAGGUGUGGAAGAAGCCUGAGAUUGCCAAGUUGUUAAAACGUGUUUCUGGAUGGACUGAUGAUGGAGUGGUGUACCUCGAGGGCCCUCAGAAACAGAAGUUCAGGAUAAUGCCGCUUCAUGUACCUUCACUGCCUCAUAGCAAUGAAAACAUCACCUUCUACCUGGGGUUCACCUUCAAAGGUCCUGUUGCCUACAACAUUGUGGUAAAUAAAUAGGAUCGUUGUUCAAAGACAAACUGUCAUUUACCAAGGCAUGGGAUUUUUGGUAAUAGGAGAAAGACAAGUUUGAUUUGGACUUAAAAAACAUGCAAGGUUUCCUUUGUAAGUUUGUCAAGCAGGAAAUAUUUUUUAAAAGAUUACGUUAUUAAGAUAUAAGUUGUUUUGAAACAUUUUGCAUUUUCCUCUCUUGUACUUGUAUAAACAGUGUAAUAAGGGUACUCAAAACACAACCACUAUGUUUCAUUAAUGUCCUCCUUUUUUAUACAUAAACAAACAUUUCUGAAAAAAUAACAAUUUAAACAAAAUGUGCUACUUUGUGAUUUUAUAAAAAUUAGUCUUUUUAAGACCUGUGUUGAACUGUUAUUUUCGAUUGUUUGUGGAUGUAGUUCAGAUGGAUUGAAGUUCACACCUGUUCACGAUAGCAUACACUCACUCCUUCAUGCUUUCCAAGAUACAUUGUAGAAAGGAAGGGAAGCUAAAUAUAUUUUUCAUGGGAUUUGUAUCAGCAUUUUAGUCAAAGAUGUAUCAAAAACAAAUGAACACAACAGUGUUCAAUUCAAUGCCUGUGCAUAUUGAUUAUGCAAAUGAAAAAUGUUUGAAUAAAUGUCUGUAUAUAUUGAAAAGAAUGUUCUUGUGAUGUGUUUGUAUAGAUAUUGAAUAUAUUCUAUGCAAGCUAUGGAACCUACUUGUUCUCAAAAUGAAACUGCACAUAA
Molecule: messenger RNA, 5409 nt
Organism: Limanda limanda (common dab)
Lineage: Eukaryota; Metazoa; Chordata; Actinopteri; Pleuronectiformes; Pleuronectidae
Gene: samd9l
Product: sterile alpha motif domain containing 9 like
Exons: 3
Coding region: 95-4693 (1532 amino acids)
Cellular component (GO): cytoplasm
Molecular function (GO): protein binding
Source: RefSeq, a predicted model, not a curated record